Messenger RNA from Pseudophryne corroboree (corroboree frog), 2450 nucleotides. RefSeq names its product cyclin K (gene CCNK). Gene Ontology annotation, biological process: positive regulation of DNA-templated transcription, elongation; regulation of transcription by RNA polymerase II. The record is from RefSeq and is a predicted model, not a curated record. Gene Ontology annotation, molecular function: cyclin-dependent protein serine/threonine kinase activator activity. Gene Ontology annotation, cellular component: nucleus; cyclin/CDK positive transcription elongation factor complex. The transcript has 11 exons. NCBI's taxonomy places the organism in Eukaryota, Metazoa, Chordata, Amphibia, Anura, Myobatrachidae. The coding region runs from base 170 to 1873 and encodes 567 amino acids.
CAUAGGGGCGUGGCUUUGGCUGCUGACGUCACUGCGCACGACGAGCGCUGCCAAGAUGGCGGCUGCCCGAGCGGCGUUACGCCUGUAACUGCCCAUCUGCCGGCUGAGGUCGUUGUCGGUGCCAGGUGUCGACUGAGCCUGGAGUGUCGGGUAAGUCCGCACGACAGCCAUGAAGGAGAACAAGGAGAAUUCCAGCCCCACUGUGGCGUCCGGCGCCCUGGACCACUCCAAGCCCUGCUGGUAUUGGGACAAGAAGGAUCUGGCCCAUACCCCCUCUCAGCAGGAAGGCCUGGACCCGGCCACCGAAGCCAGAUACCGCCGGGAAGGCGCCAGGUUCAUAUUCGAUGUGGGAACACGACUGGGACUGCACUAUGACACACUCGCCACUGGAAUCAUAUACUUUCAUAGAUUCUACAUGUUUCACUCCUUCAAACAGUUUGCUAGAUAUGUGACGGGCGCCUGCUGUCUCUUCCUAGCGGGUAAGGUUGAGGAAACGCCCAAGAAAUGUAAAGAUAUUAUAAAGACUGCCCGUAGCUUGCUGAAUGAUGUGCAGUUUGGCCAGUUUGGAGAUGAUCCUAAGGAAGAGGUUAUGGUUCUUGAACGGAUUCUUCUUCAAACCAUCAAAUUUGACCUACAAGUGGAACACCCCUACCAGUUUCUACUGAGAUACGCCAAACAGCUGAAAGGAGAUAAGAAUAAAAUACAGAAGUUGGUGCAGAUGGCAUGGACGUUUGUUAAUGACAGCCUGUGUACGACCCUGUCCCUACAGUGGGAGCCGGAGAUUAUAGCUGUGGCUGUUAUGUAUCUUGCCGGGCGCUUGUGCAAAUUCGAGAUUCAGGAAUGGACUUCGAAACCCAUGUACAGAAGAUGGUGGGAGCAGUUUGUCCAGGAUGUUCCUGUUGAUGUCCUUGAAGACAUUUGUCACCAGAUCCUGGACCUGUACUCUCAAGGGAAACAGCAAAUGCCUCACCAUGGUGUCCAGCAGCCUUCUCCCCAAGUCCAGGCACAGAUUGCCGCGGUGCAGCCUCAGUUGCCCUCACAAAACACUGAUUCGCAGGCAGCUCCAGCCAAGGAUGCGCAGCAGCCCGCGGUGCAGCAGCCUAAGAAACCAUCCCCACAGUCCAGUCCCCCAAAGCAAGCCAAGAGACCCCUGCCUGUGUCACCCAAAGAGGAGGGAAAAGCGCUGGAACAACCGUCAUCUAAAAUGCCUAAGAUUGAGCCUUCUCACCCACCGUUGCCUCCUGUACUUACCCCAACAGAGAGAAAACCGGUGACACCAGCUGGGUCAGGGGAAGGAGAGCCCAUCAGUAUUCCAGAACCCGCAGAGAUGACAAAGAUCCCCAUCCCUCCACCGGCUCAUCCUGCUGCAGUUCAUCAGCCUCCACCUCUCCCACAUCGGCCUCCUCCACCUCCUUCCAGUUACAUUACAGGGAUGUCUACCACCAACUCCUACAUGUCAGGAGAGGGCUUCCAGAGUCUCCAGUCUAUGAUGAAGACCGAAGGUCCAUCUUAUGGAAAUUUGCCCCCUGCCUAUGGUCCUCCAACUCAUAUACCAUACCACCCACACGUUUAUCCACCUAAUCCUCCACCGAAUGUUCCUCCGCCGCCACCAUCUACAUUCCCGCCUCCUAACAUUCCUCCUCCUUCUCCAGUGUACCCCCCUCCCCCUACUUACAAUCCAAAUUUCCCCCCACCUAGGCUUCCCCCUACUCACACAGUUCCGGGUCACCCACCUCCUGGAAUUGGUCUUCCACCAACAACCUAUCCCCCUCCUUCUGUCCCACCUGGAGGUCAGCCUCCGGUUCCUCCUCCUAUUCCUCCACCUGGCAUGCCACCCGUCGCAGGGCUUGGCCGUGCCGCCUGGAUGAGAUAGCGUGCCACCUCGCUUGUAGUGGAUACCUGAACUCUAGAGGGAUAAUUCAUCAGUACUGAUUUAAGAGUAUAAAGCACAGACUUCUGUUCUGCUUUCUAAUACCGCAAACACCAAGUCAGUGACUGACCAUUGCCGAAUUUUGAUGAAAGAUAUGGUGUUGAACGUCUAGUAUUACUGCGUGCCUGGCUGGGAUAAUAUUGAUCUGCUGAAGGAUUGACCGCUCUUCUCUUAUCCCCACUUCUGUUAUCAAUGGAAUGUCGGCAUUUUCCUUUCCAUACAGUAACCGCUUGAUUUCCGAUUAAUAUUUUAAGGGCCAUAUUGGCUGAGAUAAAAUGUAAUUGUUCUUUUCAUGUUGACUUAAUCUAACGUCUUUUAGGUUACAGCAAGGAUUAAAGCGCAUUGCAUUUGACUUCUAGUUUGAGGGAUUUUUUGUUUGAGACGGGGGAUUGACUAACAAAAUUUUGAAACGUUUACAAUGUUUGUAAAUAUUUUUAAUGUAAAAAAAAGUCUUAAUGUAAUGGCCGUGCAAAGUCCGGGCUGUCGCCCACAGGGAAUAAACAGGAUAUUUCUCACUGUU